AUGUCCUCUACAGUGGACAUAGGCAGUGCCCCAUUCCUGGCCCUGCAGGUGUCUCUGCAGGACUCCACUGGCUUCCACUUCUGCGGUGGCUCCCUGAUCAAUGAGUUGUGGGUUGUGACUGCUGCUCACUGCGAUGUCAGAACCUCUCACCGCGUCAUCCUGGGUGAGCAUGAUCGCUCAUCCAAUGCUGAGGCCAUUCAGACCAUUAGUGUUGGAAAGAUUUUCAAGCACCCUAACUACAACAGCUUCACCAUCAACAACGACAUCCUCCUGAUCAAGCUGGCCACCCCCGCUCAGCUCAACACUCAUGUGUCUCCCGUGUGUCUUGCUGAAACCUCCGACAACUUCCCUGGAGGCAUGAAGUGUGUGACCUCUGGAAGGGGCCUGACCAAGUACAAUGCUCCUGAUACCCCUGCCCUGCUCCAGAAGGCCGCUCUGACUCUGCUGACAAAUGACGACUGCAAGCGUUAUUGUGGAACCAAGAUUACCGAUCUGAUGAUCUGUGCUGGAGCCUCUGGUGCUUCUUCUUGCAUGGGUGACUCUGGUGGUCCUCUGGUCUGUCAGAAGGAUGGAGUUUGGAAUCUGGUUGGUAUCGUGUCCUGGGGAAGCAGCGUCUGCUCAAUCAGUUCACCUGGUGUGUACGCACGUGUCACCAAACUCCGUGCCUGGGUUGACCAGACCAUUGCUGCAAACUAAAGCACAAAGAUUAUACAAUAGUUCUUGGUCAUAAUGCUUAUCAAUAAAGUUUUAUUUUGAGAAAA
Molecule: messenger RNA, 761 nt
Organism: Sinocyclocheilus rhinocerous
Lineage: Eukaryota; Metazoa; Chordata; Actinopteri; Cypriniformes; Cyprinidae
Product: chymotrypsin A-like
Exons: 7
Coding region: 1-696 (231 amino acids)
Biological process (GO): proteolysis
Molecular function (GO): serine-type endopeptidase activity
Source: RefSeq, a predicted model, not a curated record